Adineta steineri is the source of this 1521-nucleotide messenger RNA. NCBI's taxonomy places the organism in Eukaryota, Metazoa, Rotifera, Eurotatoria, Adinetida, Adinetidae. The record is from the annotation of a GenBank genome assembly.
AUGUCGUCUGUCGUUUUUCGACCUUUAUUACAUGAUCCACUUGGUUGGAAACAAUCAUGUACAUCAUAUACCGAUCAUUAUAAGUGGAGAAAGUAUGGAUCAAAAAAUAAAAGUAAAUUAACUUCAACGUAUGGUCAACGAUUUCAACGACAACUACGAAAACAAAAGCAAGCUAAUCAACGUUCAUCACCAGUACCAACAAAUGAAGAGCAAGCCAUUAAUCGAGUUAUCGUAGUAAAAAAAUGUGAAAAUAAACAAGAACAACCAAAAACCUCUCGUUAUUUACCAACAACAACACCAGUUUUUAUUGUUGAAAACGAAAAACGACCGGCGACAGCUUAUGUGGAUUCGAAUUGUUGUACACAAGUAUUACAACGUCCACCAACUGCUCCAGCAGCAAUUCAAGAACAAACUUCAUCAACACCAGAAGUUAACAAUUCUCCACCGGUAAAAGAAGAAAAAGAAAAAGAGAAAGAAAAAGGAAAACGUCCGGUUGAUGCGGAUAAUGAUAAUUCACGACAUUGGCUUACUUUUCUAAAUCCUAAAACACCUCAAAAAAUAAUUGAUAUCAAACAACGUUUAGGACAAUUAAAUGUGCCAACUACUCUUGCUCGACCUUCAACAACAUCGAAUAUAGUAGAACAAACACAACAAACAAUUCAGCCAAUUACUCGAUCAGCAUCGGCUUCAAUUCAAAAACAACAAACAAACGAUAAUCAACAUAAUUUUCUUACUUUUGAAAAACGUGAAACACCUGAUGAUUUACGAGCUGCACGUUAUCGUCUUGAUAAAUAUCGAUAUCAUCCAACAUUAGAUAAUUAUCCAUUACGUCCACAAACAUGUCCUGAUCGUACAAAAGAUUCUCCAAAACCAAUAACACCACCUGAAUUAAAAAACAAACCAUAUACACCACAACAACAACAACCUAAAAGUGAUGUAUGGACUGCACAAGAAGAAAGAAAACCCAGAACACCUAACAAUGAAUCAGUAUCGAAUUAUAUCCAAAUUGUUAAUUGUGAUAAUUUACCUAAUGAAUAUGCUAAUGCACUUGAAAUAUCGAAUGCAGCACAAAAUGAAUAUGAAAAAAAUUUACGAAUGAAUGGUGGACGAAGACCUGAUAGUCUUGUUUAUCGUCUCCCAGCAAAAUUACCUGACAAUAAAAACGUUUUAUUUGCUACUUAUCAAAAUCAACAGCAAUCAACAGAAAUGAACAAUCCAUUGCGUCAAGUAGUACAAGGCGAUAAUUUAGGUGUUUGGAUUCGAAAUGCCACAAAUAAAGAACGAGCAUCGGCUAUGAAAAUUGUACAAGAUGUUCUUAAUCCAUCAAUGUUAGGCUAUGAUAAACAGCCAACAACUCGUUCUUUAUCGGUACCACGAAAAUUAGGUUAUACACGUGCUCAACAUAAGUUUCCUUGUGAAAUAUGUGAGAAACUUCUUAUUAAACGUCAUGUAUGGGAUUUGAGUGGGUCAGAAGGUUUAACUUGUCCACAUCAUCCUCAGGGUAAUCAAGUUCGAGUAUAA